Eutrema salsugineum is the source of this 1814-nucleotide messenger RNA. Its product is annotated as ethanolamine-phosphate cytidylyltransferase. Gene Ontology annotation, cellular component: cytoplasm. Gene Ontology annotation, molecular function: ethanolamine-phosphate cytidylyltransferase activity. NCBI's taxonomy places the organism in Eukaryota, Viridiplantae, Streptophyta, Magnoliopsida, Brassicales, Brassicaceae. The record is from RefSeq and is a predicted model, not a curated record. The coding region runs from base 326 to 1597 and encodes 423 amino acids. Gene Ontology annotation, biological process: phosphatidylethanolamine biosynthetic process. The transcript has 9 exons.
ACUAGUAAUUAAUAAUUUAUGAGCCAAGAAUAGUAUUUUGAUAUUCUCAUAUUCAAUCUUUUAUAUAAAGAAAACACUGAUUGAUUUCUUAACCGAACCAAACUAAAACCAAAUAUCGAUUCGGUUAAGGUUUUUUGGGUCCGACUCUAGAGAAGAAAUACGGAAAAAUAAAAUAAAAGGAAAAGGAAAAAUAGGAUUCCGAUUCCGAGUCUCUAGUUCCAAAGAGAAGAAGGCCCUGUGAGAGAGAUCUGGGGCGUAUGGAAAUGUGAAGGAGAUAAAAGGAGAAAAGGAUCUGAGAUAGUGAAAAAUUCUUGUAAUCAUCGAAAUGGUUUGGGAAAAAGAGAAGAUCGUCGGAAGUUGUUUGGCCGGAGGUGCUGCCUUCGCCGUCGGAGCUUCGUUCCUCCAUCUUUUCCUCAAAGGCGAGCUUCCGUUAGGCUUAGGGUUAGGUGUCAGUUUGGUUUCUCCAUGUAACCUCUUCAGAAAACGGAGACCCGUCCGCGUCUACAUGGAUGGUUGCUUCGACAUGAUGCACUACGGCCACUGCAACGCCCUGCGACAAGCUCGUGCUCUCGGUGACCAAUUGGUGGUCGGUGUUGUUAGCGACGAGGAAAUCAUAGCGAACAAGGGACCUCCUGUUACUCCUCUUCACGAGAGAAUGAUAAUGGUGAAAGCUGUCAAGUGGGUGGAUGAAGUGAUACCGGAUGCUCCUUACGCCAUCACGGAAGAUUUCAUGAAGAAAUUGUUCGAUGAGUAUCAGAUCGAUUACAUCAUCCAUGGAGACGAUCCUUGCGUUCUUCCCGAUGGAACCGAUGCUUAUGCACUCGCUAAGAAGGCUGGUCGUUAUAAGCAGAUUAAGCGUACAGAAGGAGUUUCCAGCACUGAUAUCGUUGGUCGCAUGCUUCUCUGCGUGAGAGAAAGAUCUGUUAGCGACAGUCAUAGUCAUUCCUCUCUGCAAAGGCAAUUCAGUCAUGGGCAUAAUAGCCCAAAGUUUGAGGACGGAGGUUCUUCUGCUGGUACUCGCGUCUCACAUUUUCUUCCUACUUCCCGCAGGAUUGUUCAGUUCUCCAAUGGCAAGGGGCCAGGACCUGAUGCACGCAUAAUUUACAUAGAUGGUGCUUUUGAUCUUUUCCAUGCUGGCCAUGUUGAGAUUCUCAGACGUGCUCGAGAGCUUGGAGACUUUCUUCUUGUCGGAAUACAUAAUGAUCAGACUGUCAGUGCUAAAAGAGGAGCGCAUCGCCCAAUCAUGAAUCUCCAUGAAAGGAGCUUAAGUGUUCUGGCAUGCCGCUAUGUAGAUGAGGUGAUAAUUGGUGCUCCAUGGGAAGUGUCGAGAGAUACGAUCACAACAUUUGACAUUUCAUUGGUGGUUCAUGGGACAGUAGCUGAGAGCGAUGAUUUUCAAAAGGAGGAAGAUAAUCCAUAUGCUGUACCAAUUAGCAUGGGCAUAUUCCAAAUUCUAGAAAGCCCUCUUGAUAUCACAACAUCCACAAUAAUCAAGAGGAUUGUAGCGAACCAUGAAGCUUAUCAGAUACGUAAUAAGAAAAAGGAAGCUAGUGAGAAAAAGUACUACGAGCAGAAGGCUUUUGUGUCUGGCGACUGAUAGAAUCAAAAUCUACAUGCUUAGAGCUUUUUUAAGUCCAUCUUCAGCAUGUGAAUGGGUUUCUCGGUUAUCCUAUAUCUUUGUACUGACUAUUGUAGGAUGUUUCUAUUUGAGACUCCAAUGCUACCUAUUACAUUUUGUUCUCUAGUUUUACAAUUUACAUAAAAGAGGUGUUUGAAGCUAUUCUGUUUUCUUCAUUUUUGGGAUGUUUUUUUUU